Messenger RNA from Oryza sativa Japonica Group (Japanese rice), 1650 nucleotides. RefSeq names its product patatin-like protein 2. Gene Ontology annotation, biological process: lipid metabolic process. Lineage: Eukaryota; Viridiplantae; Streptophyta; Magnoliopsida; Poales; Poaceae. Gene Ontology annotation, molecular function: monoacylglycerol lipase activity; glycerophospholipase activity. The record is from RefSeq and is a predicted model, not a curated record.
CGUGCACUGCAGCGAACUCACAUCGAGAUCAACGAUAGAGCCAAGCACAAACACGAGCUAGACGACGCUAUCAGCGAAGCAGAAACACACACACACACACACAAAAUCUCCCGGUGUUUUGUUUAGCACAGUCUAGUGUUUCCCAUGGCGCCCGUGCAGACACCGGAGCAGAGCAACGGGUCACUGACGUUGAACCCGGUGGUGCAGCGCGUGCUGAGCCGCGGCAAGUCGCUGCUGUCGCCGUCCACGCCGCGGUCGCCGCCGCCGUCGUACGGGAGCAUCGUCACCGUGCUGAGCAUCGACGGCGGCGGCGUGCGCGGCAUCAUCCCGGGCACCAUCCUCGCGUUCCUGGAGGAGAAACUGCAGGAGCUGGACGGCCCCGAGGCUCGGCUCGCCAACUACUUCGACGUGAUCGCCGGGACGAGCACCGGCGGGCUGGUGACCGCCAUGCUCACCGCGCCUAACGACAACGGCGACCCGCUGUUCGCCGCCAGGGACAUCAACGACUUCUACCUCGAGCACUGCCCCAGGAUCUUCCCUCCCGUCAGCAAGGGGCCUCUCGGUCUGUUCAAGAGCAUGACGGGGCCCAAGUACGACGGCCGGCACCUCCACUCCGUCGUGCAGCAGCUGCUCGGCGACAAGCGCGUCGACAGCACCAUCACCAACAUCGUCGUCCCGACCUUCGACAUCAAGCUCCUCCAGCCAACAAUCUUCUCGACCUACAACGCUCGCAAGGACGUGUCCAAGAACGCGCUUCUGUCGGACGUGUGCAUCAGCACGUCGGCGGCGCCGACGUACCUCCCCGGCCACCGCUUCGAGACGACGGACAAGGACGGCAAGCCCCGGGAAUUUAACCUCGUCGACGGCGGCUUCGCCGCGAACAAUCCGACGCUGCUGGCGAUGACACACGUAACCAAGCAGAUCCUGCUGGGCUGCCAGGACUUCUUCCCGAUCAAGCCGGCGGACUACGGCAAGUUCAUGAUCCUGUCGCUGGGCACCGGCUCGGCCAAGAUCGAGAAGAAGUUCGACGCCGUCGAGAGCGGCCGGUGGGGCGUCCUCGGCUGGCUGUUCAACAAGGGCGCGACGCCGCUGAUCGACAGCUUCAGCCAGGCCAGCGCCGACCUCGUCGACAUCCACGCAUCCGUGCUCUUCCAGGCGCUGCACUGCGAGAAGCGCUACCUCCGCAUCCAGGACGACGAGCUCACCGGCGACGCGGCGUCCGUCGACGUCUCCACGCCGGAGAACCUCCAGAGGCUCGUCGGCGUCGGCAAGGCGCUGCUCAAGAAGCAGGCGUGCAAGGUCGACCUCGAGACCGGCAAGAACGAGCCGGACAUGAACCGGAAAAGUAACGAGGAGGAGCUGGUGCUUUUCGCCGAGAUGCUGUCGCGAGAACGGAAGGCCAGGCUUCAGAAAAAGCAGGGGAGCAUGAAGAUCUAGUACAUAUUGGCAAAUUGUAGCAGAUCUUCGGAUCAAUACUACAGGUCUACAACUACUAUUGGUGUCAAGUGAUUGGAUGUAAAAUUUAUCCGUUCAUAUUGGAUGUUUGUUGUAUCUUCGUAAAUUCAUGUACAUCUAUGUAAGGAAAUGAUUCUAAACUCUCGAGAAGAUAUCUAUGUGAGUAGUAAUGAAAAAAAGCUUUUUACUAUCAAA